AUACGAACGAAUCGGUUCCAGGGGUGAGGCAUUCCUGCAAUACCGACUUUUGAAAACUCGAGCAAAUAAUGUGUUUGGCUUCUCUAUCAGACGCCAUAAUUGUUUACCAAGCAUCGCUGUAUUGAAAUCAGUGAUGUCUUUGAACCCCAAACCUCCUUCAUCCUUAUUUACACAUACUUUGUCCCAUGAUUUCCAGUGCAUGCCUCUUGUGCUUCCCCCUGGACUCUACCAUAAUUGUGCUACUGCGGUCGUCACUUUUUUUGCAGUUGCCUUAGGUAAACGAUAGCAAGACAUCACAUGAUUUGGUAAUACCGUAACCACUAAUUUAAUAAUCACUUACUUUCCUCUUUUUGUGAAAAAACCUAAAAGUCCAACCGUUGACUCUAUUAUUUAGCCGGUCCUCCACAAAACUAAAAUCUUGUAUCUUGGAGCCCCCAAGAUUUUCUGGUAAACCUAGGUAAGAUCUCAUUCCUCCAAUAUUCUGGAUACCUAAAAUAUCUCGUAACUCGUGUCUGGCCGAUUCCUCAAUCUUGUGCCCAAAUUGAAUCGAAGACUUAUCAAAAUUUAUGAGUUGACCAGAAACUACCUCAUACUCCUUUAAGAUCCUGAGAAUGGUAUUACACUCUUCUUUUUGAGCUCUACAAAAGAAAAGGUUAUCGUUCGCAAAUAGGAAAUGAGAUAUUGAUGGACAGGCUCUGGUUAUCUUCAUUCCCGUUAAUUGUUUCCCUCUCUCCGCCUUCUUAAUAUUUGCAAUUAAAGCCUCAGUACAUAGAAUAAAUAAAUAAGGAGACAAAGGAUCCCCUUGACGUAAACCCAUAUGUGGAAUAAUGAGACCACGUGGUUGACCAUUUAGUAAAACCCAAUAUUGAACCGAUGAUAUACAUUCCAUCAUUAGUCUAAUCCAAUGAAGAUCAAAACCCAUCUUUUGUAGUAAAGCCUUGAUAAAAUCUCAUUCCACCCUAUCAUACGCUUUGCUCAUGUCCGUUUUAAUUGCCAUAUACUUUCCUUGACAUGCUUUAUUUGUCCGUAAACCAUGAAACAUUUCCUGGGCUAUAAGAAUAUUAUCAGAAAUCAACCUUCCUGACACAAAUGCCGAUUGAGUUUCUGAUAUGAGAGAGGGGAGACAUAAUUUCAAUCGCUGACACAAAACCUUCGAAAUAAUUUUAUACCCUACGUUACAUAAACUGAUUGGCCUUAGCUCCGUCAUCCGUGUAGGCCUUUCCGUCUUUGGAAUCAUACAUAUAUUGGUAAUAUUUAACCUUGAAUCCAUUUCUCCGGAAUCCAAAAAAAUAUUCACCAUUUCUACCAAAUCAUCCUUAAUAAUAUGCCAAGAAUGUUGAAAAAAUAGAGUUGUCAUGCCGUCCGGUCCUGACGCCUUCUCUGGGUACAUCAUAAUUAAAGCCUCUCUAACCUCAUCCUCAGUUGCUAUCCUUAACAAUCGUUGAUUCCUCUGAGAAGUAACACCCGGUGUUACCUCUGUGAGGAAACUAUCAAAUUUUGAUGGUGAAGUGGUACUAAACAAGUCUUCAAAAUAAUCUACUGCCACUUUUUCCACCCCAUUAUCCUCCGUAAUCAAAUUUCCUGCAGCAUCACGUAACCUGACUAUCCUAUUAUGAACCCGUCUUUGCUUGGUUAAAGCGUGAUAGAAUUUUGUGUUAAGAUCCCCAGAUGAAUACUACAUAUUCCUACUAUUCUGAUGCCAGUAAUCCUCUUCAUCCUUAUAUGCAUCUUGUUGUUUCCUAGAUACCUCCAGAAUAUCCUCCUGAGAUCUAGUGUUAUAUGUUUGUACCUCUUCGAGAGCUUUCUGUAACUCAUUUAUUUUUUUUCUUUUUAUAAGGUGGAUUAUUUUUCUGCCAUUUAACAAUUUCAUGACGAUAAUUCCUAAUUUUUUUCCACUAUACCAUCUUCUCUUCCUCUACUAUAAUCUUACGAGCCCAUUGUAAUUGAUUCCAUAAGACCUUCUUGUCUAAUCCAUCUCUUAUCAAAAGGAAAUUGUCAUUUCUUCCUGACAACUUUAUCUUCCAAGUGGGCCACUACUGGACGAUGGUCUGAUGUCUCCAUCCCUAAGUAUUCUGUAUAAAUGAAUUCACGAGUAAAACUAAUUGAAUUCUGUAAAAAAUCGGAAAGUUUCUAAAUCUAUAGAAUCGAAAACAGAAAAAUCUAAACCGAGAUUUUAAACUCUAAAUUUUAAACUCUGAAUCCUAAACCAAACGACCUGGGUCUAGGUAAAUACAAGAAAAAGCAACAGUGGAUCAAAUGCCUGCGACAGAAAUGACAUCUAACUCUUGAAGUGAUUACAUAAUAAAGAUUGUUUGAACUCGUGAGUUUUUUUUUUUUUGGUAAAAGAACUCGUGAGUUGUGUGGUUCUUCAACUUCGUUUACUUGUUUCUUUCCGUGGGGAAGACAGGAGGAUUGUUGAUAGCCUGUAUCUAUGGUUUCAUCUCAAAGACUAUAUCUCUCGCGAAUCGUUUCAAGGAAAUCUCACUCUUUGGCAAGUGCCCGUGUUACCAAAUCACAAGAGUCGAUCCCCAAGUCAGUUGGAUGCUCGGAUUCGGGUUCGACCUGUGAGGCACACCAACUGUUCGACGAAAUUCGAGACUUGAAUGUCAUUUCUGGUACAGCAGUGAUUGGCCGCUUUGUGAAGCAAAGCAGGCAUGUAGAGGCAAUCCAUGCUUUGAAAAGGUUGCUGUAUCUGGGAAUCAGACCAAACGAGUUCACCUUCGGCACCGUCAUUGGGUCCUCUUCAUUUUCGAGAGAUGUCAAAUUAGGCAAGCAGCUACAUGGUUUUGCGUUAAAAAUUGGACUUGCGUCGAAUGUGUUUGUGGGCAGUGCGGUUUUGAACUGUUACGUGAAGCUGAGCACGUUGAUGGAUGCUCGUAGAAGCUUUGAUGAUACUAGAGAUCCAAACGUUAUUUCUUUUACGAAUUUGAUAAGUGGGUACCUAAAGAAACAUGAAUUUGAGGAAGCCCUUUCCUUGUUUAGAACAAUGCCAGAGAGAAGUGUUGUUACUUGGAACGCAGUGAUUGGUGGGUUUAGCCAGACGGGACGGAAUGAAGAAGCUGUGCGUACUUUUGUGGAUAUGUUAAGGGAAGGUGUGGUGAUGCCUAAUGAAUCAACCUUCCCUUGUACUAUAACAGCCAUAUCCAAUAUAGCUUCUCAUGGUGGUGGUAAAAGUAUCCACGCCUGUGCUAUCAAGUUCUUGGGUCAGCAAUAUAAUGUCUUUGUUUGGAAUUCUCUCAUUAGUUUUUACUCCAAGUGUGGAAACACGGAGGAUAGUGUUUUGGCUUUCAACAAGCUCCAUGAACAAGAAAGGAACAUCGUCUCUUGGAACUCUAUGAUAUGGGGUUAUGCGCACAACGGAAGAGGAGAAGAAGCUAUAGCCAUGUUUGAAAAAAUGAUCAAAGACACAAACCUGAAACCAAACAGUGUGACACUUCUUGGAGUGUUAUUUGCGUGUAACCACACGGGCCUAAUCCAUGAAGGGUACUCAUAUUUCAACAAAGCAGUGAAUGAUUAUGAUAAUCCAAACCUGCUACAACCUGAGCACUAUGCAUGUAUGGUGGAUAUGCUCUCUAGGUCAGGUCAUUUCGAAGAAGCAGAGAAGCUUAUUAAAAGUCUGCCUCUUGAUCCGGGAAUCGGGUUUUGGAAAGCAUUGCUUGGGGGAUGCAAGAUUCACUCAAACAAGCGUUUGGCUGAAUUAGCGGCGUCAAAGAUCUUAGAGAUGGAACCCAGAGAUGUUUCGUCGUACGUUAUGCUUUCAAAUGCUUACUCUGCUGUGGAGAAGUGGCAGAAUGUGUCGGAGAUACGGAGGAAGAUUAAGGAAACGGGUUUCAAGCGUAUCUCGGGAUGUAGUUGGAUUGAAGUUAGAGGCCAAGGUUGUGUCUUUGUCAAUGCUGACAAAAGCAACAAACAGAAGGAUGAAGUCUAUAGGGUGUUGUCAGUUAUUACGCAACAUCUUAUAGAAGACCUGCGAAGACUUCAAAAAGUCAACUGUCUAAUGUUUAAUGUAACAUAGAAUAACAAUCCCUUUGGGACUCCUACCCCAAUCUCGCAUUGUUGUGUUAGAAUUGCAGCAAUCAAACAAUGGGGGUGAUUGGUUGGGUUUUAUCCUCUGUUCUAAAAAUCGGCCGUUUGGGCGCUACGCGUCACUU
Brassica napus (rape) is the source of this 4151-nucleotide messenger RNA. Its product is annotated as pentatricopeptide repeat-containing protein At5g42450, mitochondrial. The record is from RefSeq and is a predicted model, not a curated record. Bases 2432 to 4015 code for a protein of 527 amino acids. The transcript has a single exon. Gene Ontology annotation, biological process: RNA modification. Gene Ontology annotation, molecular function: RNA binding; protein binding. Lineage: Eukaryota; Viridiplantae; Streptophyta; Magnoliopsida; Brassicales; Brassicaceae.